Molecule: messenger RNA, 2241 nt
Organism: Helicoverpa armigera (cotton bollworm)
Lineage: Eukaryota; Metazoa; Arthropoda; Insecta; Lepidoptera; Noctuidae
Product: Bardet-Biedl syndrome 2 protein homolog
Biological process (GO): non-motile cilium assembly
Cellular component (GO): membrane; neuron projection; BBSome
Molecular function (GO): protein binding
Source: RefSeq, a predicted model, not a curated record
AAACAGCUUGAUCAAAACAAAACACGAAUACUUAAUUAACUUUAAAAUGCAGCUAUCGACAGUUCAACCUGUGUUUAAGUUGGAAUUAAAUCAUAAGGUCACGCCAGAUGUGGUGACCAUUGCAAAAUAUGAUGGAACACAUCCCUGUCUCACAGCGUCUGCUGGAUAUGAUAAAAUUAUAAUUCAUCACCCACAUGGCGGAGUGGCCAGUGGUCGUGCGCAGCGAUCACAGGCUCAUAGCGAGGUCUCAGAACUGAACCUUAGCCAGGCCAUCAUAGCGCUCGCGGCCGGACCUUUGCGACCUGACACUGGCAGAGAUAUGCUACUUAUUGGAUCACCUACACAGAUCCUAGCUUACGAUGUCCAUGACAAUACGGACCUCUUCUUCAAAGAGGCUCCCGAUGGCGUUAACGUGAUCAUAGCCGGGUUCUUUGGUAAGCACACAGAAACCCUAGCUAUUAUCGGUGGGAACAGUUCUGUGCAAGCCAUUGAUUGGCAAGGAAAUGAAGUCUUCUGGAAUGUUGUUAGCGGUAAAGUUUGCGCUAUGAUUACUUUUGAUUUUGAUAAGGAUGGGGAGAAUGAGCUCCUCAUAGGAUGUGAUGAUUCAUUCAUUAGAGUCCUAAAGAACAAUCAGUUCAUUGCCGAAAUUGCUGAAACGGGCCCUAUACUGUGUCUGUCUCCCGUAAACGAAGUAAGGUUCGCUUAUGGACUUGCUAACGGUACCAUUGGAAUUUAUGAAGAGGGGAUACGACUUUGGCGAGUUAAGUCCAAGCAAAAUGCACUAGCACUUCAAUGGUCAGGAGAAACCUUAGCAUGCUGCUGGUCAAAUGGUCGCAUUGACUGGCGCGAGGGCAACACGGGACGGGUGUUACGCAGAGUGCAGAUGCGGGCCAAUGCAGCAGCAAUGUUGCUGGCGGACUACCGCUCCGUAGGUGCUCCUGAUCUCGUCUGUGUCUCCGACAGAGGCGAGGUAUUAGGAUACCCACCUUACCAAGAGAAUACUGGCUUCAACUCGGCAUCAAAGAACAUGGCUUCUGAAGAGGACAGGCUGGCCAUAACCGAGCUGUUCAAUAAGAAGCAGGCCCUCAUGGUAGAAUUGCAGCAUUACGAGGCUAACGCUGCCAGUGGAAGUGUUAGCCUGGAAAACCUGGAGCGACCUGCUUCAGCUAUGCCUACAAACACGAGGCUGCAGGUGGCUGUUCUGCAUACCGUAGAUGAGGGCUGCCUGCAACUAGCAGUAUCAACGAACAAUGAGACGAUUGUUCGUGCAGCUCUCGUAUUGGCGGAGGGUAUCUUUGAGACCGGGGAGACAUUCGUGCGACACCCGCAUCCUUCUAAACUCAGGUCUUUGCUCCAUGUGCCUUUGCGACCACCACGCGAUGUGCCCGUUGAUGUUCAUAUCAAGGCUCUGAUUGGUUACCCAGAUAGUGAACAGUUUCAUAUUUUCGAGCUGACAAAGCAGCUUCCGAGGUUCGCCAUGUACCAGUUGAUCAACAAGGAAGUACGUAACAAAGGGAGCAGCUACGUAACUUUCCGAAUUACCGAAAGGGUGCAAAGAAUCUGUAUUUGGGUGAACCAGAACUUCCUUCUUGAUGAAGAAUUGGACCUGGAGUCAGAAGAGACUAAGGAAUUGCAUGUGAAUCUUCUGUGUUUGAGAGACCAGUUUUUGUUCCUGGACUUUGGAGCUGAUGGACAAGUGAAGUUCAACACCCAUGACAUAAGACUGGCUGGAGAUCUGAUACAGAGUCUAGCUUUUUUGAAUUUAGCUGAUUUACAGUCCAUUGCCCAGUUUCCCGAAGCCGAAAAGAAACUUCGUGAAGAAAUGGACCAUGUGUCUCAAAUAGGGGAGAUGCGGUCUCGGUUAGCUGCUGAGACGGCAGAGCGAGCACAACUUAUAACAGCUUUAUUGCCUGCUGCUCAGGACGCGGCUGCAUAUGAUUUAAAAGAAAUGUUAAAUCGUUACAAAGAAGUUGUUAUGCUGAAUGAGGAACUACUUACGGGUUGUUAUAUCAGACGCUCAACACAAGAGCAAGCAGUCAUUGCUCUCAAGAGCUUGCACACUAUCUUACAGCAGGCUGUUAGACUUCGAGUUGGUAAAUACGGCAAGGCAGUAGUAGCAGCAAGUAGAAAAGCAGUACAAGACAAUAAUAUUGAAGCUCUUAUCAAGAUAAUACAAGUUGGGGAUUCAUCAAUGAUAUAACUUUUUCAAAAAUACUUUGUUAUUUAAUUCAUGUAUUUAAA